Molecule: messenger RNA, 1165 nt
Organism: Coffea arabica (coffee)
Lineage: Eukaryota; Viridiplantae; Streptophyta; Magnoliopsida; Gentianales; Rubiaceae
Source: RefSeq, a predicted model, not a curated record
UCCAGAUUCCAUCUACCACCCAACCACUCGACCAGAAAUUUAAGUGCCCAGCAGCCCAUCUAAUCUAACACAUUUUUCACCUUCUUGAAUUCAUAUUCAAUUGCUUCUCCUAGUAGCUAGGAUUUGAGAUCUUCUCUCCUCCGAAGAAGAUAAAAUCCAUGGGAAAUUCCUCUUCUAUGCUGACCCAGUACGACAUUGAAGAAGUCCAACAGCACUGCAAUCAUACCUUUUCGCAGCAGGAGAUAGUUGCACUUUACCAGAGAUUCUGCCAGCUCGAUCGAAAUGGGAUCGGAUUCAUCUCGUCUGAUGAAUUCUUGUCUGUGCCCGAAUUUGCCGUUAAUCCUCUUUCCCAGAGACUAUUAAGGAUGUUGGAGGGUUUGAACUUUAAGGAGUUUGUUGCCUUCUUGUCAGCAUUCAGUUCCCGUGCAAGCUUGCAGCAGAAAGUGGAAUUCAUUUUUAAGGUUUAUGAUACUGAUGGAAAUGGCAAGGUCGCAUUCCAUGAUAUGUUGGACAUUUUGCGAGACUUAACUGGACAAUUUAUAUCAGAACAGCAAAGAGAGCAAGUUCUCACCCGAGUUCUAGAAGAAGCAGGCUACAAUAAGGAUUCUUUUCUGGUACAAUCUGAUUUUAUGAAGGUUUGGCAGUAGCUUGAAUGAUCACAAGAGGCUGAAUUACCAUGCCUGGUGGAUUUCAGGACAUGGAGUACUACGUGUUAGGUAGUUUUCUGAGAUCCAUUUUGGGGAAUGCAAUGAAAAAGCUUAAAGCUUUUGUCCAACAAGUGGUUAGAAAUUAUUCAAGUGAAGAGUGCUCACAAACCAACUUCCUGAAACGUUUGCUUAAAUGUGAUACAACGUGGAUAUGACUGCUCCAUAUUACCUACUGAGUUAAACCAAUCAAUGACUUUGAGGCUUCUGUUUUUAACAAGUGGUUAGAGCUUUAUUCAGGUGAAGAGUACUCAUAAGCCAUUUCACUUUCUGAAAUGUUUGCUUGGUAACAAAACCCGGUUAUGAUUGCUAAUAUUAUUGCCUAAGCAACUCUUUGAUUGCUAGUUAUUCAGGUCCAUUUAAGCGACUUCAUUGGAUAUGUCACUGUCGUGAGUGCAAGAAAGACUAUACAAGUUUAUUAUUAUGGAUUCCAACCUCCUGUUCAUACAUUUUUGAUAAUU